UACAUAGAGAGAGGGAGAGGGAGAGAGAGAGCGAGGCAUUAACAGAUGGAUUUGCUUUCACCGCUUGUGUUGGUAAUGGCAAUGCUUUUAUCAGGGCCAAAAAUGUAUGAAUGUGCAAGAAUCUUCACCAUACUAAACAGUUGCAAGGAAACAAUCUGGCCUGGAAUAACCCCUGGUGACAACUUUAACGGUGGAGGUUUUGCACUAAAACCUGGCCAAUCUAUUGUCUUUCAAGCCCCAAUAGGUUGGAGUGGCCGCAUAUGGGGUCGAACCGGUUGCAAGUUUGACAAAAAUGGCAAUGGUCCAUGCCAGACAGCGGACUGUGGCAACACCCUUAAGUGUUCAGCCUCAGGCAAAACCCCAGCAUCACUUGCUGAAUUCACCCUUUCUGAAUUAGAUUUUUACGAUGUUAGCCUAGUUGAUGGAUUUAAUUUGCCACUAGCUGUUACACCCAUCAAUGGUAGGGGAAACUGCACCGUUGCAGGAUGUGAUUCAGACCUGCGGAAAAGUUGCCCCUCCGAGCUGAGUGUGAAGGCCAAUGGGAAGGUUAUAGCUUGCCGAAGCGCCUGCGACAUAUUCAACACCGAUGAGUAUUGCUGCAGAGGGCUAUAUGGGAACCCUGUGGUUUGUCAACCAACAUAUUAUUCCAAGAAGUUCAAGUCUGCAUGUCCUACUGCAUAUAGUUAUGCAUAUGAUGAUCCUACCAGUAUUUUUACAUGUUCUGGACCAGAUUAUGUGAUCACCUUCUGCUCAACCAGGAAUCAAACGGUAUGCACUUACCAUGAUCACAAGCUCAUCUGCAAGAACAAAGCAAAUGGCACAAAUCCAUUGAUGGGAACAUGGUGGUCUGCUAUGCUUGCACUGCUAUUAGUGGCUAGCCUGUGGUUCAAACUAUAAGAAAAACCAAUCUUUGUUUUGGGAAAUAGUACAACGAUUUUUUUUUCUCUAACAUGGCAAAGAAUGUAUAACGGUAUAUAAAUAUAAUUCAUUCUUUAAUUUCUUUUAUUUGAGAAG
Theobroma cacao (cacao) is the source of this 1014-nucleotide messenger RNA. Its product is annotated as Pathogenesis-related thaumatin superfamily protein. Lineage: Eukaryota; Viridiplantae; Streptophyta; Magnoliopsida; Malvales; Malvaceae. The record is from RefSeq and is a predicted model, not a curated record.